Molecule: messenger RNA, 2733 nt
Organism: Trypanosoma conorhini
Lineage: Eukaryota; Euglenozoa; Kinetoplastea; Trypanosomatida; Trypanosomatidae
Product: transportin 1
Exons: 1
Coding region: 1-2733 (910 amino acids)
Biological process (GO): protein import into nucleus
Cellular component (GO): nucleus; cytoplasm
Molecular function (GO): nuclear import signal receptor activity
Source: RefSeq, a predicted model, not a curated record
AUGAGUGACGUGGGGCAGGCCAUCCUGGAGGCCCUUGCGGCAGCCGCGGACCCGAACCCGGACCUCCGUCACAGGGGCGAGGUGCAGCUGCAGCAGUUGAAGGAGAACCCUGACGUCUUCUUUUCAAGCUGCGCUGAGCUGCUGACAACCGCCGGUGUGCCGACGCGGGGGAGACAGCUCGUUGGAUACCUGCUGAAAAAUCAUCUGUCGCAUCCCUCAUGCCUACGGAACCCGGCACUGCAGAUCGCCGUGAUGGAGCGGGCCGUAGUGGACCCGGAGUGCAGCAUACGCGCCGUGGCAUGCGCCAUCAUCAGCGCGGCGGUGAGGGAAACGUAUUGGCCCGUGGAGCCUGUUGUCAAGUCCCUCACAGGUAUUCUUUCCACACAAAGCGGAGAACUGCACGCGGUUCAUGGCGCAAUGCGUGCGUUGUCACAGAUUGUGGAUGACGCAGUGCAACUCCUAGACAUGCGACAGCUCACGGGCGUGGUUGUGAGUGCCGUGCUCCCGUAUCUUAGAACGCAGCUGGCCGGGCGAGAGGGGCUGGAGGUGCAGCUCAAGGCCUUUGACGCAAUUUCGGUGGUGAUUGAGCAGGCGGGCAUUGAUUACAGUAGCUUUUCGUACAGCAGUAUGCGGCCCCAUGUGCUGCAGGUUAUUGACGCCUGCUUCGGGAAUCUGCAAAAUCCGUCCUCCACCCAGCUCUCCACCAAGUGCGUGAAGUGUAUUGUGCUCUCGCUCGGCUACCACGAAGCCAUCUCGGACGAGUUGUUUCACAAAAUAACGAGCCUCAUGUCCAUGGCGACUGCCUCCUCGGGCGGAACCGACGAGGAGCUUCGCAUCGAGGCGACGGAGUUUUGGCGUGGCGUCUUGUGCUUUCCCAGGUUUGCCUCCCUGGUCGAGCCCACGCUGGAGAGCAUCAUCCCCGUCCUGAUUCGCUCCAUGGUGUACUCGGAGAUGGAGAUUAGCAUGCUGCAGGCCAGCGCCGAGGACUGGAGCGUCCCCGACAAGCUCGACGACAUCAGGCCAAGGCACUACCAGGCACGCGUCAACGAGACGGCCGCCAACGACGUUGACGGUGAAGCCACCGAGGAUGAGGACGACGAUGGGGAGGUGGAGGAGUGGAAUCUGAGGCGCGUGUCGGCCUUGACGCUCGAUUCCAUCGCGGAGUACUACGGCGAACGGAUUAUUUUCACGGUGCUGAGCGUGAUUGAUGGCAUGAUGCAGCCCAACAACCUCUGGAAGGAGCUGGAGGCCGCCAUCUUGGCCCUGGGGGCCAUCAUGGAUGGCUGCUUUGACUCCAUGACGCCGUACCUGCCGGACAUAAGUGCGCGGCUGCUGCAGUUGCUUGGCGACUCCUCCGUGCACUUCCUUGUGUGGAACAUCUCCCUCUGGACGAUGACGCAGAUUGGAAAGUAUAUCGUCUCUGUGCCCGAUAAACUGCAGAGUUUUAUGGCCUGCAUUCUGCAGAAGAUGCAGAGUCCCUCAAAGCUUGUGCAGGAGGGUGCCACCGCGGCACUGCAGAAGACUGUGCUCCUCUGCAGCGAGGGACAGCUUGACAACGACAUCCCGCUCAUUAUUGACUGCGUGGCAAAGUGUCUGCGCGGGUAUCAGCUUAAGAAUCGUGUUCUGCUGCUUGAAACCCUGGAAACCGUCUGCGAGACGAUGGGAGAGCAAAUGCGCAUCCGACCGGACUCCGUGGAGCUGCUUAUGGAACCCCUUGGCGAGAUUUGGGGUGGCACCCCCGACGAUAGUCCGCUCCUUUUCUCCUUUUUCAAGUGUAUGUCUAGCGUCUGCCGGGCACUCGGGCAGGCUAUGCAGCCGGAGUUGGCUAAAAACAUCUUUGAACGCUCCUACCGUUUACUUGUCAUGCAUGUGCAGGCACGCGCCGAGGCGCGACGGACGAAUCAAGAUCCACCGGAGUACGAGUUCCUUGUGACCGCCGCGGAUCUCUUGUCUGGGCUGUUCGAUGCCCUUGGCUGUAGUUUGGAGCCGCUUGUCGUUCAAUGUCAACCGUCGUUUGUCUCUACUGUGCUAGAGACGGUCCGGGACGAAAAUGCGGAGAUCCGACAGAGUGGAUUUUCACUUCUUGGUGACCUGGCGAGGGUCAGCCCUGCCAGCGUGCAAAGCGUUCUGCGCGAGGUGGUGAAGGCGGCUCUGGAGAACCUGGCGGUGCUGGACGAAAACACAUACGGCGUGAUCAGCAACGUGGCGUGGUGUAUGUGUAACUUACUGGAGAAUCAAAUGGACAUCAACAAUUUGCCCACGCUGGACGCCGCAAACGGACUUCCCCAGUUGUUUGCGGCGAUCGCCCGCAUUCUUGGCACCGUCCCGCACACGACUGAGAUGCGCAAUAUGGCGGAGAACCUGUGCAUCUGUCUCGGUCUCAUGCUCUACGCCGACCACGCGGUGGAGGCGCAGUCCGGCUGCGACGUCUCUCUCUUCGCGAAGGCGUUCUGCUCGUACAUGCGCAACGUGAAGGAUGUGCCGCACAAGGAGCAGGCGGUGAGUGGUUUUUUGAUCGCCGUGCGCCAGCAGCUGCCGGUCGUUGUCUCGCGCCUGCACCUCUUUUUUGACCUUGCCGUCUCGCUCGCGACGUGCAGCGGCGACGUGAAGCGGGCGAUGCACGACCUGCUGGAGGCGGCGCAGGGGCACGCCGGCGCCCGCUGGAGGCAGCAGCUGGCGCAGUACAGCGAGCAGCUCCGGACACGCCUCUACCACGUCUACGGCAUCCAGUGA